Paramuricea clavata is the source of this 540-nucleotide messenger RNA. Lineage: Eukaryota; Metazoa; Cnidaria; Anthozoa; Malacalcyonacea; Plexauridae. The record is from the annotation of a GenBank genome assembly.
AUGGCACUUGAUAGUGCAAAAACAGUUGGCAUUUUAUUUGUAGACUUUAAAAAAGCAUUUGACAGUGUCAACCUUACCAUUUUAAUGUGCAAGAUACAAGGAAAGGGUAUAGCAGGAGAAGUAUACGAAUGGUUAAAAGAUUACUUGACUGAUAGGCAACAAUUCACAGAUCUAAAUGGCGUUUACUCAAGCUCACAAACUGUAAAAUAUGGAGUACCACAAGGAUCGCUAUUAGGACCGCGACUAUUCAAGAUAUACGUUGAUGAUCUUCCUGAUAAUGUAAGUGAAGGAUGGGUGUAUAUGUUUGCCGACAAUACUAUUGGACAUGACAUUGGAGAUAAUAUUGAUGUAGUGACAGAUAAAUUAAAUCAAAUGGCUGGGGAAAUAUACGAAUGGUGUAGGAAAAAUAAGAUAACUGCACAUAUAGGCAAAACAGAAGCAAUAAUACUGUCACAACAGCCCUUUUAUGGUCCAGUAAAACCGAUAUGCUUUGGAGAUGAACAGAUAAAACUUGUAACAACAACACAUGUAAUACAUUGA